AUGAUGGAAGUUGACGAAAAACCGGUGUCUAUAUCUACAAACGUUCAGCAGGUACCGUUAUAUCUUUUUUGUUGUUUACGAUGUUUUCGAAUCAAGUCUUAUUUUUAUAUUUGUAGGAGAACAAUGCUGCAAUAAAGAGCAGAGUGGCAGCACACAGUCAUGUGAAAGGAUUGGGAUUGGACCCAGCUACAGGAGAUGCCAUUGACAAGUCUACUGGCUUUAUUGGUCAGAAACAAGCUCGAGAAGCCGCUGGAAUCAUUGUCGAGUUGGUGAAGCAGAAGAAGAUGGCUGGUCGAGGUGUUCUGUUCUCAGGAAAGCCUGGUACUGGAAAGACGGCCAUUGCUCUGGCGAUCGCUCAAGAAUUGGGAGAUAAAAUACCUUUUGUUCCGAUGGUGGCGUCAGAAGUCUAUUCUUCUGAAGUCAAGAAGACUGAAGUCUUGAUGGAAAACUUCAGAAGAGCUAUAAGUAAGUAUUCUUUUUUUGUGCUUUGAUGUUUAGGUAUCAAAUAUCUAUAUUAAUGUUUAGAUGUGCGAAUGAUGGAAAAGAAAGAGGUAUACGAGGGAGAAGUUGUUCAAGUUACUCCAUUUGAACAAGAAGGCGUCAACUUUGGAUAUGGAAAGACGAUCAGCCAUGUAGAGAUUAUUCUGAAAACUGCUAAAGGUUCAAAGAAACUAAAAUUAGAUCCAUCAGUCUACGACGACUUGUUGAAACAGAAGGUUGAGGUUGGGGAUGUCAUCUAUAUUGAUGUAAAGGCAGCUUCAGUCAAAAGAGUAGGAAGGUCUGAUGUGUUUGCUAGUGAAUUUGAUGUAGACGCAGAUGUGUACGUGCCGAUGCCUAAAGGAGACGUUUAUAAGGUUAAAGACGUUGUUCAGUUCUGUUCUUUGCAUGACUUCGAUGUGGCUAAUAUAAAUCCAAAUGGCGGUCAAGGAGAUGCCUUAUCUUUCUUUAAUCAGUUAAUGAAACCAAAGAAAACAGAAAUUACUGGUAAGCUUAUGUAUUAUUUUCGUGGAGAGACCUAUUAUAAACUUGAUAUGUGUUUUAAUACUAUUUUACACAUGUGUUUCAAUAUAAAUUGGUUUUAGAGAUGCUACGUGAACAAGUUAACAAAGUGGUAAACAAUUUUAUCGAAGAAGGAGUGGCUGAACUAUUACCUGGAGUUCUAUUCAUCGACGAGGUGCAUAUGCUAGAUCUGGAGUGUUUUACCUUCUUGCAUCGAGCUCUUGAAUCUCCAAUCAGUCCGAUCGUUGUCUUUGCCACGAACAGAAACCUGAACUCUGUAGACAAGAACGAGCCUUGCAUUCCAUUGGAUCUGCUGGAUCGACUUCUUAUUGUACAUACUAAACCUUACGACAAAUUCGAAAUUGGCUCUGUAAGUUUCAUACUGCUAUGUGUUGAAGGUUGUUUUAUACACAAAAUUUAACGGCUUUAUUAAAAAUUAUAUAACCUAAAAAUAUUUUACGUAAUUUUGCUUACUUCAUCAAGUUUUAGAUAGUAAAAGUUCGCGCAGACGCCGAAGGAGUUAAGUUAAGCGAAAAGUCGGUGGAGAAGCUGAGCAAUGUGGGCAAAGAAGCUUCUUUACGGUAUGUGAUGCAGUUAUUGACACCAGCUAAAGUUCUGGCACAGCUAAAUGGAAGGGAUAUUAUUGAAGUAAGUUUUUAGGUAAUAAAAUAGCGUUUCUUUAUAAUUAAAACUAUAAUUUUCAAAAUUUAUUUGUUGUUUUUCAGCCUCAAGAUAUUGAAGACUGCGAGAGUCUGUUCCUGGAUGGCAAAAGAUCGGCGAAGAUCGUCUGA
Messenger RNA from Bursaphelenchus okinawaensis, 1790 nucleotides. The record is from the annotation of a GenBank genome assembly. NCBI's taxonomy places the organism in Eukaryota, Metazoa, Nematoda, Chromadorea, Rhabditida, Aphelenchoididae.